Messenger RNA from Botrytis cinerea B05.10, 4777 nucleotides. RefSeq lists its product as hypothetical. The transcript is spliced from 2 exons. The record is from RefSeq and is a predicted model, not a curated record. Bases 107 to 4636 code for a protein of 1509 amino acids. Lineage: Eukaryota; Fungi; Ascomycota; Leotiomycetes; Helotiales; Sclerotiniaceae. Gene Ontology annotation, molecular function: protein binding.
GUUCAAUAUUCAUGAAUAUUUAUUUACUUUGCAUAGAUAGCCACUUCAUUACCACUGUCGUUAUUACAAAGAAACAUUUUAGCAAAGAUCAGAGUACUUGGUCAAUAUGGGUAUUCGAUCUAGCUUAGCUCUACCAUCCGUUUGUACUUUAUUGACGGAACCCAAAUUAUCAGAGAUUAUUAUUCAUCUAACAUUUACCCCCUCGUCACUUUCGAGAGCAAUUCAUGCUUUAAGGAAGACAUUAAGUCAUGGAAAGCUCUCUAACACAAUAAUCAAGCAAUCUAUAUCCAACACCUUCAAAAUCGUGUCAAGAAAACACGAACUUCAUCCUUGGAAAUUCAUCAACAUCGAGCUAAAUUUUGAAGGGGCAGAAUAUAUACCAUUAAUUGACGAAACGCUAAAGGAAAUUCUUAGACAAUUUGCCUGUAAUUUGGGGCUUUACGAAGGUUGUCCUGUUUCCGUGGGUACUUCUCGGUUCAUACCAGAUAGUGGCUUUUAUGUUCAUGGAUUGGUGAAUCACGAUGAACUACUUCACUUCAUUCCUCGCCCUCGCAUAUUCAAUGGAUAUUUGACUCGACAACUACAAACUACAGAAACUUCAAAUACCAUUCCUUGUAGCAAAGCUGAUGAGAAAAUUGCGCAAUUUACUUCAAUUGGUAUUCGGCUAAGUGGUAUUAAACUACAUGGUGAUUGCCAUCAACCCCCAGCAUUCGCGCAAGAAUCCAAUCCGGACUCGGCAUCAGAGGAUGGCUCUGGAGAAGAGCCUGAUAUACGGCCAGAUUUCUCCGAACUAUCUGAAGAGCUCAACCAACAAUCUCAAAAGCAAACGCAGCAACCACUAAAACCUCAAAGUAUGGGUGCGAUUCCUAAUGGACAGCCGACAACUGAUUAUCAAACUAUGCAGUAUCAACAAAUAUGGAAAAUGCAGAUGCAGGCCAAUGCUAAGCAUUUCAACUAUCAAAUACCUAUACACAUGACAGCCAGUGUGAAACACGAGCCUAUAGAAACCACCAACUCUUCUGAUGAUUCAGAUGAGGGUGGAGUCUCAAUUUAUCUAAAACCAACCCCGGAUUGCUUUGAGACGGUCAAAGACUGGGCAGAAAAAGUUGAAACGGAGCGAGAAGAUACUAAGGAAAGAUCUUGCUCAUAUUCUUUGCAGAAUAACACUUCUGGUACAAAUUUUGAAUGGCCAUGGGCUCAAAUCGAGCUAUAUGAAGUUUUGCAACGGCCUGUCGUGAAGGAAAGUCCCACCCUACAAGUUGAUUCUAGGUCGGACAGUGAAGAAGCAACUUCUUUCAUUUCAAAAAUCAUUCCAUUUAAGGCAUACCCGGAGCAGUUAGCUUCAACUGGCCUCGGAAGUGCAACAAGUUUCGGGACUCCUUGCAAUGCUCUAUCGAUAGCAGAUGUUAGAGACUCAACUUCACCUAUUUCAGAAUGCCGUCCUCAUCUUCGUGGAGGGAGUUUACCAAAUAGAGACACUUUGAAACAAUGCUUAAAGAGGAUUAGCGAGAGAAUCUCUCGUCGUAAUUUUCAGUAUGACAUAGAUCUUGGUUAUGGUGGUUCUAGCGUUUCUGCGGAACCGUUUCCUGAGUAUGAUCCAACGGUGGACAUGGCGUACCUGAGUGAUUUGAAUGGUACCUAUCGAAUUGAUACGAGGCGGAACCUUCGAGGCAAUGAUUCCUAUGCCGAAUCUAUCGUCAAGCUUCAUCCUGAAGAUUUAACCCAAUGCAAUCGGCUUGAUACCUCGAGUGCGGAAUCUAAAUCAAAAUGCCAUCACGACUUCACGAAGAAGCUCAACAGCGACAAUAAUUCUACACGAUCGUACAUUGGCCUUCAAAUAGAUGCCAUUCAAUCAAAGGGAGAGACCGGAAAUACGACCCAGAGUAGUUCGAUUGAUAGUCCAUCGAAAUUAUUUAUGGCUAGCCACAAACACGAUAAAUUGCGAGCUAUGGUUGAAAGUCCCCUGAAAUCUAUCAAGGGUAAAUCUUCUUGCGAGAAAUUCAAGAAAAAAGCCCGGAACGGAGAAAUUGAAGACAGUGAUGGGUACGAAGACAGUGAAGGAAUCUGUGAUAAAUUUAAGAGGCCAUUGCAAACUAUGGAAAAAGAGGAAAGCGAGAAAGAAAGGGAAUCUUCGGAAGACAAACAUGGAAAACAUGAGCGGUACCCUGCACUUGUCGGAGCGGGCGAAGGUCCACACUUUAGGAAUGCAUACCAGUAUCCUCAGUCAGAGUUUGAUACCCACCUCGGACUUGCGGCAAAGACAAGAGGGUUACAAUCGGAUUCACUCAUUAUUGGAGAACUACUUUCUGAAGAAUGCACCGAGGAGUAUCACUCCCGCAAUCAUGUUAAAGAAUCGGAACCGACAGAUAUUUAUAAUUUAGGAUUGGAAGAGACAAUUCAAAAGAAAGAGAAGAGACUCAAUGUAGAGAGAAUCUACCGGCUGAUAAAUCAUUCCAUUCUGAAAGCAAAGCUUGUUAUGGGAACAAUACAAAAAAAAACUAAUUUGGCAAGAAUUGCUCAAAGCCAAUUGUUUCAUGGUCUAUCAUCUGAUCCCAAGCCCUACGGACCCACAAUGGUUUACUUGACAAGCAAAACUCAGUUGCGAGGAGGAAGUGGGAAUGAGAAAGAGACUAGCUUUUUCACAAGGAACAGGCUAAGGCUUGGGCGAUUUUUAAGAAGCCAUUCAGAGAGUGAAGGAGCAACGGCGAGACAUGCUCCACCGGCGACAGGGAAUGGCACGCCUGGCUCAGAAAGCGGACUGCAAAGACAUCAUCGAUAUGACAGUGGCAUUUCAGGAAUGAGUGAUGAGCAGAGUCGAAAUAAAGAUGUGUCUGUUGAAAAUGGAACUCCUCGACAAGCCGUCAGUCUUUCAGAACCUGGGUCCCAAACCACGGAAACGGUUAGAGAGGUUGAUUCGGACACCUCGGAGGAAGCAGGAAAUGCAGCACAUUCUGAACAUGUCGAACAUGUUGAAUACGUUGAACAUGUUGAAAAUACUGAAAAUGUUGAAGAUACUGAUUCUUCAAAACCUUUAGAGCCUAGAGGCGCUCCAAGAAAACGACCUGAAAGACAGCUGGAAGAAGAUGAGACGCAACAGCUUCUUAGAAGUGGGCUUCUAGAUAUAUUAUGGAGGUUUCUUGCUCUCAAGCAGGAAAUCUGGUUUAAGCGUAAUGCUAUCAUACAUGGUGCCCCUAGUUCUAAGAACAACUUCGAAGCGCAUCUUACCGCGGACGAAGUAGACGAUAUACGCCAAUAUGUACAGAACAGUAGAGAAAUGAUAGAAGUCAGCAACAGACCGCGCGAUGCAGAUGUUCUUCCUGACCUGGUUACACGCGCAAACAAUCACUUAUUAAGAACACGUCGUGUGCGGCAAAUAUUUGACAAUUGGUAUGCAAGAGAAGGCCAACAGCAAAGACAAAACGUUUCUUCCACUGAUGCUGAUGAAGGAUCUUCAAAUAUCGAGAGAUCCAGUACAGUUCCGACACGGGGUGUGGGAGUUUUGGAUAAUUGGCCUUUCGCAGCAGCUCCAGAUGAGAAUUUUAGACGUGAUAGAAAUUCUAGCGAGACUAGUACAAAUAUUCCAAGAACUUCUUCUGAUACUCAGUUAAUACGUAGAAGAUCUUCAUUGAUCUUAGCUCCACUUCCGAAUUUGUUCGCAGCGCCUUAUCCUGGUCAAGCAUCUCGGGGUGAAACACAUGGGGAAUCUUCACGAAGUGGUGCUAGUGGUGGAAAUGCGGACAGUAUCGCUGAGAAGAUAGAUGUCUUGAGGGCUAGGAACAAUAUAUCUCCGAGAACUUCUCAAUAUGAAUCUAGUAUAAGUAGUUGUGGAACUCAACAAGGCGGCAUGCCUAACUGUAGUGAGCAAAACGAGGACCACGUAUAUCAGGAACCAAUCUCUAAAGAAACCAUCCAGAGACUCCAAGACUUGGGAGCGACGCGCGUGGAAGCUGUUAAUCUUCUCAAUGCUACUGCUGGUAAUGUUGAGCGUGCGGUUGAGGUUCUGCAAGAUGAAAAUCCUCUCAAUCAGGAAGAUAUGAGGAGAAUGCUGGUGGAUCCGGAGAACGAUCUGCAUCAAGUUGUGAUGGUGACCGGAGUUCCGACCCGGAGAGCUUUUUUAGCAUUGCUUGUUAGUGAGAGUGAUGUUGGAGGGGCGAUUGAUCUUUUGACGGGUGAGGCGACUGGUGCAACGAUGAAUGAUGAGGUUAUCAGCGAAGACGAUAGUGGAAAUGGAUCGAGUAGUAAUGGGAUGAAGAAAGAUGAGGAAGGAGGGGAGUGUGAGAAUAGUAGUAGUAGUGAAGAUUCGGAUGUGGAAGUUGCUGGAACGGACGAAGGACUUGAGCCUCUUGUUAGCGAGACAGAAGAUAACGAGAAAGCAGAUGAGUGUGAGAAGGGCGACUGUGAUGGAACGAAUGUAAACGCUGCUGAAUCGGAUGAGGAAUACCAACCUCUUAUUGACAAGGCAGAGAAUAAUAACGAGGAUGAUGUACACGAUGACCAAGGUGGCAUAGAUAAUGAUGGAUAUGACGAUACAGAUUCCAUUGAACAUGAUAGGGCAGGCGAGGCUCCCAUUAUUGAGGUGGAGAUGGUAUUGUCUUCUCGGAAAGGAAAAGAAAGAGCAGAGGGCUAUAAUCUUUGAUAAUUGGGCAGAUGUUUUUAAACAGGCUGGGUUUGGCGAUUAGCAUUCUGUAUUUCUUUCUUUCUUUCUUUCUAUUUUUUUUAUAGGAACAUCAGCGGAUUGUAUAUAAAUAGCGAGUUGUAGGAAGAGAUAAUUGGAACA